Molecule: messenger RNA, 2019 nt
Organism: Suhomyces tanzawaensis NRRL Y-17324
Lineage: Eukaryota; Fungi; Ascomycota; Pichiomycetes; Serinales; Debaryomycetaceae
Exons: 1
Coding region: 212-1846 (544 amino acids)
Source: RefSeq, a predicted model, not a curated record
CUACAGUCCUUCCAAGGCACCGGUGCUCCCUGGUGUCUGACUACUGUUGUCCGCACACUAUCAGCUGUCACAUGUUCUGCAGGUUCGUUUCUGAAGCCAUGCAUAGGGUCCCGAUGUCGCGCGACAUCGCAUCUUGACGCGACACGCGUCCACAAACAAACGGCUCCACACAAACACUGACCAGAGAGAUCGAUCUAGCACCCCCAGCACCAUGGCAAUGGACUCCACACAGGACUUGCUCAGCAACUACCAGUCCACCCAUGACGACAACCUCAGUCUAUACUCGAUUUCCGGCGAGCUGAACCACCAGUUGUCGGAGAUGUACGACAUGCUCGAGGACGACUCCAUCGAAAUACGGCGUUCCCAGUCGAUCACCCAGUCGCCAUUCAAGACCAGCAGUCCGUUGAGGCUCUCGCCUACCAAGAAGCUCAAAAACGACUACCAGGACCACAUUUUCCGUGCUAGAUCUGGCAAUCUAGACAGUCCUGUCAAGAAGAAGCGACCGGACCUCGACUGGUCGCGGUUGGAUCUUGAGGAUUCGCCGAGCUACGACAGCAUAGAGCAUAAAAUCGAGAGGUUUUUGGCGGGAAACAAGGCCCAGGGAGAGCCAGAGACGGCAGGACUCGAGGAGUUCGACAAGACAGAGUUGGUGAUCAAGGAAACGCACAAACUCAUCAACAACGUGCCUGCGUCGGUGCUGAACAACAAGGAGGGCGAGAAGUACUCGCAAUUGCUUGGCUCGUCCUUGGCCAAGAUCAUCAAGUCGUUGGAAGCAGUGAAAAGCGAAAACAGAGCAUUAAAAGGUGAACGAGACAGAGCCGGCGACAAGCAUGCCCACGAGCGCGUACAGGCGGACGCAGCCAUGGGCAGGCUCAAGACGCAGAACUCGCGGCUCGAGGAGGAGAACUCGCGAUUGCGGGAAGAUAACGCCCAGUUGACCCGCAAGCUCGGGCAGCAGGUACCACAGAUCAAUGCUCAGGUGGGGAAGGAGAACCAGUUGUUGCGGGAGAAGUUGAUCAAGUACAAGAACCGGUCGAGCGAGCUCGAGCGGGAGGUGGAGGUGAUGCGCGAGGAAAUGAACAAGAUUCGCGGUAGACUAGACAGUGUGGGACAUGAGAGGAAUCAGUCCCCACUAGGGAGUGCACCACCAGAGAGGAGUGUACCACCAUCAGCAUCAUCAGCACCACCAGCCACGAAUCCCCCAUCUACAAUUCCUUCAUCAAGCACAAUUUCAUCUACAACUUCACUGGCGUCGCUCGCCCUGCUCAUCGCGCACUUCUUGCGCCACGAGAGCGAGCACGAGCUCGUGCGUAGGUUGGCCCAGUACAUUUCCGCAAACACAUCACACCACCAGCCGCAAGCAGCGCCUGCCGUGCCAGAAGCAGCUCCCACCGCGCCAGAAACAGCGCCCACCGCGCCAGAAACAGCGCCCACCGCGCCAGAAGCAGCGCCCACCGUGCCAGAAGCAGCACCUCCCGUGCCAGAGUCUCCGCUCGUGGCGGUGUUGCACCAGUUAGUGGGCAAAAUGCAACCGCACCAGGGCGACGCGCAGCUAGGGCGGCUCACUGCCGCAGUGGACGUCAACAACCAGUUGUUGGCGCGAUUCAUGGACCGCGAAGUCCCUCACGCCAGUAGCGACGGAGUCCCCCACGCAGAGACUGCCUGCCGCUGUGGUGGUGGUGGUGAUGGUGGUAGUAGUAGUGCCGGUAGUGGAGGUGCGCAGUCGGACGAGGUGUUUCUCGAGGCCUCGCAACGGUUGGGGGCUCCUGCCAGCGCCUGUCCGCGAUGCUCCAGCGUUCGCAACGACACGCUAAACCUUAUGGGGGAGUACCAGUGGAGUGUUUAGUUAGAUCUAAAAUACGUCAUUCCGAUUCACGCAUUGUGAGCGCGCUAGGCGAGCCGGCGGUCGCGUCGCGGCCGCUAUUUUGGCCGCUAUUUCGCAGUGCGCGCAGUAGCUCCAGCGACCAGGCUCAGUAACUGCCGCAGCGACCAGUAACUGCCGCAACCGUCGCGGUGGCU